Messenger RNA from Hippoglossus stenolepis (Pacific halibut), 3736 nucleotides. It is a transcript of the gene insc, whose product is annotated as protein inscuteable homolog. Gene Ontology annotation, molecular function: protein binding; cytoskeletal adaptor activity. The transcript is spliced from 13 exons. The record is from RefSeq and is a predicted model, not a curated record. Bases 469 to 2106 code for a protein of 545 amino acids. NCBI's taxonomy places the organism in Eukaryota, Metazoa, Chordata, Actinopteri, Pleuronectiformes, Pleuronectidae. Gene Ontology annotation, biological process: establishment of mitotic spindle orientation; apical protein localization; asymmetric cell division. Gene Ontology annotation, cellular component: apical cortex.
UACAUCUUGCCAUAGCUGGUCACUCUGCAAUUACAUGCUGCACCACAGAAUCUCUCUCCCCCCCCCCCUCUUCUUUGAGCAGCACCACUGCUCAUAUGGCAGACCGAAAUAGAAUAGUUUCAUGUCUGUUUGGAUGGCGGCCCAGCUGAAACUAUGCUGCGCUGCUUGACUGACAGUGGGAUGUGAGCUUUUUUCUCCCGUAGAAAAAACCUUUAAGGCCAGUUACGUUUAGACGUUUAGAGCAGUCUUACUCCGGCAGGCUUCGGUGGUGGUUGGCCCCAGCUGGGCUCCAAGAAGGGAAACUGCAGGGCAAGUCAGAGACGCAGUCAGAGUGUGUGAAAGAGAGGACAGAGACAGACAGUGUGCAAGCGGAGAAGACAAGAACCUCGAGCUGAAACUAUGAACCCUCCUGGGAACACUUAAUCUUUUAGUGGCCGACCACGAGAAUGGGUGCUGAGCUGAAGUAAGAUGGCCUCUGACAGAAUGGCGACUCCUCAGAGCAGCUCCAGACAGAGCAGCUCGCUCUCUUCAUCUCCCAUGAGCACCCGGAUUCAAUCUCUCCAGGUCGACUCUGUGCAGCGAUGGAUGGAGGACCUCCGCCACAUGACGGAGGUGGAGUGCAUGUGCGUCCUCCAGGCCAAACCCAUCGGGGUGGAGGAGGACUCCCAGCAAGGAGAGCUGAUCGUGGGCGCUGGGCUCGGUGCAGGGGACCAUGUUGCCAGGAACAACCUGCAGAUACUCCUCCGCCGAGCGCUGGUGGUCAGCACUGAGCUCGGCAAGAUGUUCCAGCGGCUGGAGAAAGGACGCUGGCAGAGGGUCCACAGCACGGCCGUACGAGCCAACUGCCAUGUUCGCUCGCUGGUGCAUGAGUACAGCGCCGCCAGGAGUACCCCACCUGAGAUGCAGAAGUAUGAAACAACUUUACUGGAGAAGUGCAUGGAGCUGACUAAUAUUACAGAGAGGUGCCUUCACACCGAUGAUGAAUUCUUCCUUAAAUCCAUGAGAGAGGCCAUUCAUGAGAUCCUCACUGAUGUCAGUGACUCAUUCAGCAACAUGAUCGACAUGGCCUUAGCCAAUGAGAUCAGGGUCCUGAUCAAACAGAUCGAAUCGUCGGACAGCGUUCACAUCAUCGGCAGUGCCAUUAGCAACCUGUUGUCCCUCACACAGGACGGACCUCAGCUCUGCAGCAUCAUUGCCAAGGAAGGAGCUGUGGUGGCCCUGUUUAAGAUCUGCAGGCAGGACCGCUUUAAAGACCUCUAUGCUCACGCUCUGAGAACUGUGGCCUCCAUCUGCUGCGUGGAGGAGGGCAUCAACCAACUCGACAAGGUGGAUGGGAUCCUGUGCCUGGCGGACAUCUUGACCGAUGACAGCAGCGUGGAAGCAGCCCGGGCCGAGGCGGCGGCGGUCGUGGCUCAGAUCACCUCGCCUCACCACACGUCCACGCAGCACCUCGCCAGCUUCCUGGAGAGCAUGCACGACAUCGUCACCUCGCUCAUCAAGUUGUGUGAGAGCGCCUCCUGUGGUGAGGUGUUCCUCCUUGCGUCCGCAGCCUUGGCCAACAUCACCUUCUUUGACAGCAUGGCCUGUGAGAUUCUCCUGCAGCUCAACGCCGUCCACAUCCUGCUGCAGGCCUGCAAUGACAGACAGAGGGUCGACACACCCUACUCCAAAGACCAGGUGGUGACCAUCUUGGCAAACCUCUCAGUCUUAGAGCAGUGUGCAGCUGAAGUCCUGCAGGAGCAAGGAACAGAGCGAUUGCUGCUGCUGCUGGGAGAGAAACCAUCCUCCUCCAGUCCAUCAGAGGGCGCCGCCUGCGAGCGUGUCCAGCAGAAAGCUGCCGUCACUCUGGCCCGUCUUAGCAGAGACCCUGAUGUGGCCCAAACAGCCAUCCAGCUGAAAGCGGUUCCUCUUCUCAUUGAGCUGUGUCGUUCCCCUACUGAGAGAAAUAACAGCGACUCAGUGCUGGUCGCCUGCCUGGCUGCCCUGAGGAGACUGGCAGCAGGGUGUCCAGACAGCAUCGAGGCAGCGGACCACCAGCAGCUCAUCAAACCGCGGCUGGUCGACUCCUUCCUGCUGUGUUCUAACAUGGAGGAGAGCUUUGUAUGACGGCCUGCACACUCAACACAGAGAGCGGAGUGCUGAGCUCGUGUACCAGAUCAUGUACAUAUAAUGUUUCAUGACACAGAGACGACUAAAGAGCAGGUUCACUCCAAAACAUUCUGAGUGAGAAUUUGUUUUUCCCCCAAAUUUUCUCCUGGACCCUUUGGAUUUGGGUAAACGGAGCGAAGCUGCAGCAUGUCAGCUUGAAUGGAUGCAGAUAUGUAAAAUGUACAGACACGUUCAGCCGAGUGCAACUCAGUGGCUGCAUUAAAUCCAAGGAAUGUGUGCAAGUUCAGUAGUUAUUUUUUUGAUAGUGGUUAUUCAGUCAUUAUUGUGUAUGAGUGGGUGCUACUCUUUGCAAAAGGAACGUACAACCUGUUGUGAAUGAAACACUUUAUCUGUUACCACUGUGGAAUGUUUUUGUUCUUGUCUGAAGAUGUUGUAUCCAAAGCAUCUCAACUAUCUGAGAACAGGGGACGAUGUCGACUUAGCGAAGUGGAUAAUACAGUAAAAUGCCUCCGUUCAUCGUCUGAAGCAUUAACCAUUGAUGGUGUUGGUCUGAAUUAUUUCCUCUCAACUCUUCAUAAGCAGGUUUGUAAAGAAUAUGUUUUCAAUCAGCCGCCACUUUAUUCAGUCAACUCUUUAAAACUAAAUUAUUACAGUUAGAACUAUUAUGUGUUUUCAGUAUGUAUGUUAUCUGUGUAUAUUAAUUGACAAGGCACUAUUAGUAUUUAAUUUUUUAACUGAAGCAUGGUCUAUUUGCCCUGGUGUGGAACAUAUUGUCUCAUAAAGAGCUUUGAAUGGAAUGUUGAACUUCAUUUUCCAUAAUCUCAAUCAUGACAUAUUUGCUACUCGAAAAUGAAUCUUUUUUAAAAAGUCUUUGGUUUGAAUAUAAAGUUGCAUUUUAUUUAAAUAGAAUUACCAUUAUUGUAUGCCAUUCAUGGAAUAAAGGCAAUCAUCCAUCUAAAGCUCAGUGUGUUUCAUCAUAGUCAAUUACUGCCUUAUGAAGCCUUUUUAAAUGUUCCAUGAGAACAUGUGCAUUUUACUUUUGGAAUUGAAAACUUUGGGCAAUACCUUGGAACGCAUUAAUAAUUUGAUUGAAUAAACGUUUUAGGGAUUUGUUGAAUUGCAUAGUACUGAUGAUGAUGAUAAUAACUAACUUGCUCACAUUAUUCUCACAAUAUUAGAAAUCAUUUACUAAUAAAGGCUGUAGGUAGAUUCCAGGCUCAGUGAAUACUGAUCAGCUGAACAUUGGCUGGUAUAUGGAGAUUAUGUUUCACUCCUGUCCAUCUGUUUCUUGGUUUGUUUGUAAGCAAGAUCACACAAAAAUAACAAUGGAUUUCCACACAACUUGGUGGAAGGAUGAGACACGGGCCAACAAAGAACUCUUGGUGUCGAUCUGGAUCACGGAUCCAGGAUCCAGGAUCCAGGAUUUUAUUUUCACUUUCUUUAACAUUGCAAAAUUGGAUGGGUUUUAUCAUUUUCAACAUUUUCCCAGAGAUUAAUUCAUGGAUCUGACGAAAACAUCUGGCACAUCCAAUGAGCUGAUGGUGCAGCUUGAUUGAAUUAAAGGAGACUACUGAGAGUUAAUUCUGAGCCAUCAGUAAUAUUAAAUAAAACUUAAUUUUAAAAUCUU